AUGACUAUUGCUCUUACAAGCGCAACAGGCAAGCUGGGAGGUGCCGUCUUGAACGCAAUUCUCGAGAACAACCUUAUCGACCCCAAAGAGCUCAUAGUCUGCACUUCGACAGACCCUGAAGACCCGCGCUUCGACUACCUCCGCUCCCAAUCUAUCACUAUCCGCCAAGCGAACUUCGACGACCCCUCCUCACUCAAGCGCGCGUACGCAGGAUGCAACAAGCUCUUCCUUGUCUCUACGCCACGCAUAGAAAUGGAUUAUAACAAUGCACCACUUUGGCAAGGUCGUGAGAGGCACCACCGCGCUGCUAUCGAUGCCGCGCUCGAGGCCGGCGUGAAGCACGUCUACUACACAUCUCUUGGCUUCAGCAACCCAAGCAAAGCAGGCGUGAUGCGCGCGCAUAUUCGAACUGAGAGAUACUUGAAGGAUCUGGAGAAAGAGAACAAGGUCAAGGUCACGAUUAUCAGGGAGGGGCUAUACAACGAGUCCUGGCCUUUGUACUUCGGGUACUAUUUCGGUCUGAAAGACGAGACAAGAAAGGAAGUCAUAGUCGCGGGCGACGGACCAAUUAGCUGGACAUCCAUUCCAGACAUGGCCUAUGGAACUGCGAAAAUACUCGCGGCGCCGAGCGAAGAGUGGAGCGGUAAGACGUUCUAUCUCAGUCAGAAGAAGACAUGGACACUGCAGGAUAUCGCAAAGCUUGUCAGCAAAGUCAAAGGAGAGGAAAUAAAGCUGAAGAUUGUAAGCAGGAAAGAGUAUGAGGACUACUAUGCAGAGAAAGGUACAGAGAGGGCGAGCGUAGAGUGGUGGAGCAGCUCGUAUGAUGCGCUGAAAGACGGGGAGUGUGCGAUUGAGGAUUACACGCUCGAGGGGCUGCUGAAAGAUGCCAAUAGAAGGCCGAAGCGGCUUGAGGAGACGAUUGAAGAGAUGAUGAAGUAG
Ascochyta rabiei is the source of this 939-nucleotide messenger RNA. RefSeq lists its product as uncharacterized. The coding region runs from base 1 to 939 and encodes 312 amino acids. The transcript has 2 exons. Lineage: Eukaryota; Fungi; Ascomycota; Dothideomycetes; Pleosporales; Didymellaceae. The record is from RefSeq and is a predicted model, not a curated record.